UGCAGCCAGAACCUCUGCCUCCCCGCCACCUGCUCUCGUUACACCCGGAAAUUCGCUACACUCACAACGCUGGACGUUGUUUGUGCAGACUCGAAUUGCGUACAUCCUGCUAAGUGUGCUGUACGUGCGAACACAAGAGGCAGAAAUUAUACGCCACUUCGGUGAACCUCGAGCACGACCACACGAUAUCGCUGGGUAUUCCGUACUUCUUGCAUAGCGACUCCAUGCUCUGAAGCCCCGUUAAACUAUGUCAGCGCCCUCUUACCGACUGGAAACGCCGCGUUCGCGCCCACCCCCUCUCCCAAUCCGCACUCACAAUCUCAGAUCCUCAUCUCCUUCGAGUAAGAAUGAAACCACUGAGUCACUCUUUGACAAUGGAUCUUCGGCAUAUGUGGUCUCUACGGCUCGAGCUGUAUCCCCAUCCAUAAUCACAUCACCUAAAUCACCCACCCUCAAUGGCCGCUCGAGGGCGAGAAGCAGGGGCAUAACCCCUCCCCCCUCUGGCCACGCUCGCUCGGCGACGCCUUCGCACCCUGUCCAAGGCGAGCUAGAGGCGUUUGCGGAGCAUUGCAGAGCAUGGUAUUUUGAACAGAAUGAUCACGCCGGCCGUGCAAUGACGCAUACGCUGGCCACUCUUCCGCCGUCGCAAAGGGCACCAUUUGCGAGACUUCAGGCGUCGAUCCGCUCCGCUUAUCACGCCAGCGUCAAUGCGCGUCGAAACGCUGAGUUCCAGGCGCACCUCAGUGCCACGCAACCCGGGGGCUCAUUGAUGCCACAUUCUCGAUCCGAUCCUGGUGGCAACCUGGCCAAGAAGGAGCGCUAUGAUAGGCUGGAGCGCUUUAUCAGAACAUGGUGCACCAUGGGCAUGCCUGGCACGACGCCUUUCUUCCAAGGCCUCUGGGCGGUAUUGCGACUUCAAGCGAUCCCAGAACACCUUGGAGGAGCUGGAGGGAAUAGAAUCGAAUGGGAAAUUGAUGACGCGGUGUACAAGGAAGCCGCCGGGAAAGAUUUCAUGCUCGAAGCAAUCGACGUUCUCAAAGGAGUGCUUGCGUUCGAGGAAGUCUCCUCCAGCAAACGAUCGUCCUCGCUUUCAAGCCCCGCUCCUUAUGCGCCGUUUUCACCGCUCGCCACAAUCCACUCUCGAUCGCAAUCCCAACCCCUUCCUACGGACAUAUCCACAGGACUUUCACAGAAACUCCCGCCAAUCACGUCCACGACACAGAAGCAGCGACCACGAGCUCCAAGCGAUCCUUUCGUGGACACGCCGGUCUUGUCGAAAUCAUACUCCUCCGUCAACACCACGGCUCAAUCAUCGACUUCCGGUUCCACCCUUGCUGAUGAGCCCGUCACACCCGUCACACCAAGGCUGAACAGUGAGCGCUUCAAUGCCCUGUCGUCUUCCGGCAUGGAAUUUUCCGACUCAGACGAAUACAUGCGUACAUGGACAGCGCCGGAUCUGCCCAAUCAGGAGCUCAUCUCCUUGCUAUCCGUCUUCCCUCCAUUCAUUACGCGUAGCACACUACCGCGAUUCACCGCGAAGGAAGCUUCCAGGCGAACCGACGACCUCGAGGAAGGGGGACUGCCAGAGGAGGACAGACGGAUCAAGGUCGGUACAGGGACAAUGUGGAUUAGCUCCAAGCGUCGCAAGGACGGUUGGCAAGGUGGCUGGUGGACACGCCUCAAGCUCUGGCUGCAGAGAAUCUUCUGCUAGUUCAUGGUUCGGCGUUACCCGAUCAGCCUGCUGUUUAAUCUCAUUGGUAACGGCAUCUCUCUCUUAUCUACAGCACGCCCUUUCCCUGGUGCGCGCGUCGGACGUCGAAGCUAUCCACUGCAUCUCCUGUCCUACUCCGACUUGCCCGUCAAUUGGCUCAUUUUGAACUAUUUCGGACAUUGGCUCGGACAAUUUACGGACAGCUCCGCGCCGCCGCCGCUUCCUUCUGACCACCAAUCCACAGCGAUGUACUCAUAUCUGUGAUGCAAAUGCACAACGUCACCCGUUCACACGGCACAUACCCUUGUAUUGGUGCUAAUGAUACUCUGUCGCGUUUGUAAGAGGCAGUCACCACAGAAUUUUAUUUGCCAUCCCUAGAAUCAUGCCC
Postia placenta MAD-698-R-SB12 is the source of this 2099-nucleotide messenger RNA. RefSeq lists its product as hypothetical. The record is from RefSeq and is a predicted model, not a curated record. The transcript has 4 exons. NCBI's taxonomy places the organism in Eukaryota, Fungi, Basidiomycota, Agaricomycetes, Polyporales, Adustoporiaceae. The coding region runs from base 248 to 1711 and encodes 487 amino acids.